Molecule: messenger RNA, 182 nt
Organism: Closterium sp. Naga37s-1
Lineage: Eukaryota; Viridiplantae; Streptophyta; Zygnematophyceae; Desmidiales; Closteriaceae
Source: the annotation of a GenBank genome assembly
ACGUUCUUCUAACCCAGCAGGGAGUAGCAUGGCUCGAUCGCUCAACUUCGUCCUCCUGCUGGGACUCAGCACCUUGCUCCUCCUUUCACCUUCGUGGCUGCUGCAAGGAGAGGCCGCCACGCAGAUCAUUCCAUGGGAUCUGAACUGGACGAAGCGCGUGCACCUCCCGCAGAUUUUUAUCG